AUGGUUCUGAUGGAUUUCCCUGGGCCCGCACUGUGUCUAUUUCCAGGUGUACCAGUCCCAUCUCAAACCUUUCAGGCAGAGCAAGAUUUGCAGCUGUGGAAUGAGAUAGUUGAAGCAUGUUCUUCUUACUUAUCCACAGAUCCUCAGGUACCCAGUGUAUUGGAGGAGCUUUGCUUUAUUGUCAUGGGAUUUCUACAGAAACCGCAGGGCUUGGAUGAAAAAGACAAUACCAAAAGGUUCUUAUUUCAUUAUUCUAAGAGUCAUGACUCAGGCAACUCAGACAUCACGUCGUCUGUCCUGCAUCCUUUGCUGCAACUUGUUCCCCAACUCAAUGAGAGAAGACUGAAGAGAGACAAAAUGGACGUGCAAACAGAGACCUUACCCUCCCCAGAGAAUUUUAUGAUCCUUCCCCAGAUCCGUAACAAGGAGGAAUAUCAAGGGCCUGGAGCGAUUCAGAGUAGGGGCUACUUUAUUUUCAGGCCACGCAAUGGAAGGAGAUCAGCAGGUUUCCGCUAAAAAGAAUUUUUGAUUCCUGACCUAGAAUCACUGCUGUGGGAACACAGAAUAUAUGGACAAAAUGGAUUCCCUCACAAAAAUUACUCUUUACCAUUUGUACAAUUCUUAAAAAUCACUAGAAUGUAAAUGUUCCUAAAUUUAGAUUUGGUUAAGAUUGCAAAUGUUUCUUUAAUUUCUUGACUGCAUUAAAAGCAUCUUAAAAUUA
Messenger RNA from Gavialis gangeticus (Gharial), 721 nucleotides. It is a transcript of the gene NMU, whose product is annotated as neuromedin U. NCBI's taxonomy places the organism in Eukaryota, Metazoa, Chordata, Crocodylia, Gavialidae. Gene Ontology annotation, biological process: regulation of smooth muscle contraction. Gene Ontology annotation, molecular function: neuromedin U receptor binding. The record is from RefSeq and is a predicted model, not a curated record. Bases 1 to 516 code for a protein of 171 amino acids. The transcript has 11 exons.